GAAAUAAGAGGCGGUUUCACUGAAAAGAUUUUCUUGCCACCCAUCAACCUCCUUUCCUGCGGGAAGUUCAAGUGUUGCACGCUUGCCUGCUGGGCUUCUGCGUCUCUCUCUCUCUCUCUCCGUAGCCCUGCGAAUCCGCCAUGCCGAUCCACCUAAGGUUCUUAAGCAUGGCAGUCAAGCACCGGGGGGAGCGGUGGCGGGAGAUCCGCCGCUGUUACUCGGUGGUCUCUGCACCCCCUGUAAUACCUCCCUUCGACUACGAGCCCAAACCUUAUCAUGGAUUGAGGGCUGACGAGGUUUUGGAGAAGAGGAAGAAGUUCCUGGGCCCUUCUCUCUUCCAUUACUACCAAAAACCCCUCAAUAUCGUGGAAGGCAAGAUGCAAUACUUAUUUGAUGAGGAUGGAAAACGUUACCUCGACGCUAUUGCAGGAGUCGUUACUGUAUCUUGUGGACAUUGUCAUCCAGAUGUUGUUAAUGCCAUCAUGGAGCAGAGUAAGUUGCUCCAGCACACCACAACUAUAUACCUGCACCAUGCUAUUGCAGAAUAUGCAGAAGCUCUGGCCUCUAAAAUGCCCGGAGAUCUAAAGGUUGUGUAUUUUGUAAACUCUGGAACUGAAGCAAAUGAACUAGCAAUGCUUAUGGCACGCCUUUACACUGGUAAUGUUAGGAUGGUUGCCUUGAGAAAUGCAUAUCAUGGUGGAAGUUCAGGUACACUUGGAUUGACAGCCAUGAAAACAUGGAAAUACAACAUACCUCAGGGCGAAAUUGGCCAUGUUAUGAACCCAGAUCCAUAUCAUGGUGUAUUUGGUUCUGAUAGUGUCCGUUAUGCCAAAGAGGUGCAAGAUCAUAUCGACUAUGGAACUGCUGGUCAAGUUGCAGGUUUCAUUGCGGAAACCUUCCAGGGCGCUGGAGGGGCAGUUGAGUUGGCUCCUGGAUAUUUAAAGUUAGUAUAUGACAUUGUUCGUAAAGCUGGAGGUGUAUGCAUAGCAGAUGAAGUACAGAGUGGAUUUGGUCGAACUGGAAGUCAUUAUUGGGGAUUUGAAACACAGGGUGUCGUCCCUGAUAUUGUCACCAUGGCAAAGGGUAUUGGCAAUGGUCUGCCUUUAGGAGCAGUUGUAACAACACCAGAAAUUGCACAUGUAAUGUCACAAAAAAUUCAAUUCAAUACAUUUGGUGGGAACCCUGUAUGUUCUGCUGGUGGACUUGCUGUACUGAAGGUGCUUGACAAAGAGAACCGUCAAAAACAUUGUGCUGAUGUUGGUUCCCAGCUGCUUGAUCGUUUGAGAUAUCUUCAGAAGAAACAUGAAAUUAUUGGGGAUGUAAGAGGAAGGGGCUUAAUGGUGGGGGUUGAACUUGUGACUGAUAGACAAAUGAAGACGCCAGCCAAGGCAGAAACUUCGAUCAUCUUUGAAAAAUUAAAAGACUUGGGAGUGUUGAUUGGAAAAGGUGGACUUCAUGGCAACGUUUUCAGGAUAAAGCCACCUAUGUGUUUCACAAAGGAAGAUGCAGACUUCCUUGUAGAUGCAGUGGACUAUGCAAUGUCAGGGAUUUGACGAGAUCUUGGUGUAGAAUCUGAUCCAACUCUAUGGAGGACGAAGUUAGUAUUCUUUGUUUCCCCUGCGAAUGGACAUCAAUAACUGGGGAUUCUUCAGAUCUGCGUGCACUUUUUGUCAAAGCGUUGUUAAACUUAUGAGUUUGAUCUCUUCUCUCUUGCAUCACGCAAUUAUGGGCAAAAAUCUUGUAAUCUUGUGAAAAAUUGGAGCAAGAGUUUGUGAAUUCUGAAGUUUUUGUCUGCGAAGACCAGAUAUCUGCUGUUUCAGAUACUCCUCGAGAACUAUUCAAACACGACUUUAACUUA
Molecule: messenger RNA, 1858 nt
Organism: Nymphaea colorata (pocket water lily)
Lineage: Eukaryota; Viridiplantae; Streptophyta; Magnoliopsida; Nymphaeales; Nymphaeaceae
Product: alanine--glyoxylate aminotransferase 2 homolog 1, mitochondrial
Exons: 9
Coding region: 141-1553 (470 amino acids)
Biological process (GO): glyoxylate catabolic process
Cellular component (GO): mitochondrion
Molecular function (GO): L-alanine:glyoxylate transaminase activity; pyridoxal phosphate binding
Source: RefSeq, a predicted model, not a curated record